Messenger RNA from Centruroides sculpturatus (bark scorpion), 2922 nucleotides. RefSeq names its product transcription initiation factor TFIID subunit 3-like. Bases 197 to 2818 code for a protein of 873 amino acids. Gene Ontology annotation, cellular component: transcription factor TFIID complex. The transcript is spliced from 7 exons. NCBI's taxonomy places the organism in Eukaryota, Metazoa, Arthropoda, Arachnida, Scorpiones, Buthidae. The record is from RefSeq and is a predicted model, not a curated record.
GAAAUGUGUUUUGUUUAGAAUUAUACUCAUUUUAUAUAUUAAGAUAAACUUUAUGUUAUGAUGAACAUAAUUUUAUCUUAUAUUGAAUAUAAAAUAUUUGCUAUAAAAUAAAAUUGUUAUAUAUGUUAAUAAUUAAUUAGGACUAAAGUAUGAAUAUUUAUUCAUCAGAUUAUAUACAGAGGAGGAGGGACGACCAAUGAGAGAGGUUACUAGUGUUUUUAUGACAUCGUCAGGAUUAAUAUCUCCUGCCUGUGAAGGCAGAUUACCUGAUGCAUCAAUACCUCCAGAGAUGGAUUCACCUUUACAUACAUUAGAAACCAGAAUAGAUACUUUAGAUGGAAUAUCAUGUGGAAACAGGGAUAGAAUGCUCAAAAAAGAAAAAAGUAAGAAAAUUAAAGAUUUACAUGCAAGGAAAGAAAGCAAAAAAAUAAAAUUAAAACCAUCUAAGAAAGAAAAAGAGAAUAAAGGAAAUGUUUUAUUGAAAUCAGAAAAGAUUGUUAAUGUGAUUGCUGAAAUUGAUGAAGUAAAGAAAACUAUAUCAGAAGAUAUUAGUCAAAAGAAAAAAUUAUUAAAAUGUCAAAAAAAUGAGGAUGAUAAACCAUUGAAAGUUAAAAAUGAUAAAUUUAAGCAAAAAGAAGAGAAGAAAAAUAAAGAAAGUACAAAAUCAAUUAAGACAAAAAAUAAAUUAAAGAACUCUUCUAUAAAUAAAUUUACUUCUAUUCCCAAAUCUCCAAAAUCAUUAAAAGUUCCUAAAUCACCAUCAAGAGCAAAAUCACCUGUUGCAUCAAAAACAUUAAAAUCAAUCAAAUCACCAGUAUCAACUUCUUUAAAACCAUUAGUUAAUACUCCAAUAAAAGAAGAACCAGUUCCAUUACCAUUAUCUCAUUCUUUUAAAACAGAAGCUGAAGAAAAAGAAAAAUUUACACCAGUUUAUGAUGAACUUGAUGAGUCCAGAGAAGAAUCUCCAGAACCUAGGUUAGUGAUUGAUGAUUCUGCAGAAGCUCAAGCAAGACAGGAAAAAGAAUGUAGAAUGGCAGUGCUAGAUGAAUGUAUUGAUGCAGUAAUUCAGAGAGCAAUGGUAGAAAGUGAGAAAAGUGCUAAAGAAAAUGAUAGGGCAAUGAAUGAAACAAUUGAUGAAGUAGUUAGAAAUUCAACUGUUAAAAAAACAGAGCCCCGUGAUAUUUAUGACUUUACAGAUUCAUCAAAUAGUUCUCCUCCUCUAUCUCCAAAGAAUCCAGAAAUGGGAUCACCUAUUAUUCGAAAUAAAAAAGAAAAGGUGAAAACUCCAGAUAAUAUUUCUGCUUCAACUAAUGAAAUAGUAAAAAAAGGGAAAUCAAAAGAUAAAACAAAGAAAAAGCCUGUGUCCAAGUCAAAAGUACCAUCUACAUUAUCUUCACCAAAAACAAACAAAACACCAACACCUGUGCCAAUUCAAAGUCCCACUGAAAAAAAAACACCUACAUUAACUACACCUGAAAGAAAGGAAAUUGUUGAAAUAGAUGAUGAUUUUCCAGUUAUUUCAACAAGUCCACUCAAAUCUACCCCACCUCCUCAGUGCCAACUCCCUCCUCCCGCUCUUUCUCCCUUUUCAUCUUCACCUUUUAUUUCUGCAUCCCCUCACACAGUUAAUCCUUUUUCUUCUUAUUCCAGUCCAUUUACCACUAUUCCUGCUCAAUUUCCAUCUCGUGUGGCUUUCCCUACCCCACCUCUGUUUGUCCCUCAUAGGUCAGAAAUUCCUACUCCUUUUUUUCCUGCACCUCCAUCGCCACAACCAUUGAAUUUAGCAAUGUCAGGACCAAAUGUUCCGGUAAAAAAUUCAGAUAAGAAGUCUCUGCAAGUUGGAAAAUCAAAUAAACAAUUAGAUGACAGUAUAGAAGAAUUGAAUCCACCCAAGAAAUUAAAAUUAGAGGAUGGAAAUGAAAAGAUUAAAGAGAAAAAAGAAAAGGAACAGAAGAAAGAGAAAAAGGAAAAGGUAGAUAAAAAGGACAAAUCCAAGAAGAAAGGAAAAGAGAAAUUAAAGGAGAAAGCUAAACCUAAAGAUAAAAUUGAGAAGGGGAAAUCAGAUAAGAAGAAUAAACUUAAAAAUGAAAAAGAAAAGAAAAAAACAAAGGAGAAGGAAGAAAAGCAACCAAAAGAUGAUAAUAGCAUUCCGAAAAUUACUUUUAAAUUGGGUGGAAAUUCUGCAACUUCAACCAAAAUUGUGAUUAAAUCAUUAUCCAAAACUGGUACAAGCUCCCCUCCAUCAAGUUCAUCAAGCCCAGAAGUGGAGAAUGUACCUGAUAUUCCUGUGGUCAAAACACCAUCUCCGCCACUACAAGUAGAACAAAUACCAGCUUCUCCACCAGCAUCAUUGACUCCUCCUCCAGUGCCUGCACCUUCAAUUUCUAAUCCUAAGGGUCACCCAAGAACUGCUCCUAAAGGAAAAUCAUCUCAAACAGCUGUAGGCAAAAAAGUAGCAGCUUCAUCAUCACCGCCAGCAAGAACUGUCAUAAUAGAAACGUUGGGCACUUUUGUUGAGUGUUCAAGUAAAAUUGAUGAAGGCCAACAUAUGUUUUCUGUUGACCAGUUGCAGUUUGGAAAAAAAGCAAAACAAGAUGAAAGUGGAAAUAAAAUUUGGAUAUGCCCAGCUUGUAAACAACCAGAUGAUGGAAGUCCGAUGAUUGGUUGUGAUGAAUGUGACGAUUGGUAUCAUUGGGUAUGUGUAGGAAUAGUAGUGCCUCCUAAAGAAGAAGAAAGUUGGUAUUGUACAAGAUGUAUAGCCAAACGUCAAGGAGCAAAUCCCAGAAGAAAGAAAAAGAAACAUAAAAAAGAAAAAUAAUUUAUAUCAUUAUUGUUAUUGUCUAUUGUGGAUAUUGUAAAUUGAUACUGAAUGUUGUAUUGUACUUUGUUUUUGUGGGUAAAUAUAUUGUUUUUUUUACUGUA